Talaromyces amestolkiae is the source of this 1518-nucleotide messenger RNA. RefSeq lists its product as uncharacterized. The transcript has a single exon. Bases 1 to 1518 code for a protein of 505 amino acids. The record is from RefSeq and is a predicted model, not a curated record. NCBI's taxonomy places the organism in Eukaryota, Fungi, Ascomycota, Eurotiomycetes, Eurotiales, Trichocomaceae.
AUGUCUCAAGAUUCAGAGGUCAGGUCGCAGGCCUCUUUAGCUCCUGCAGCUGAAAUCCUCAUCCCCAGUACGCCACCUCGGCGAUCCAUUCUUUCGGCAUCCCCAGAUCUCAAGCCACUGCGGGACCGAAAUGGCAGCUUAUCAGACAAGAAUGGAGGCUUCUGCUCGCCACAACACGCAUCGUCUUCAGAAAUGACACCACCUCCUUCAUCCCAGACUCGUGCACCACCUCGUCGACGAUCCAGGUCUGGGUCAGCAUCGCAUGUGGUUGUCCCCGCCUCUCCCCCAAACGAGUCACUCGAAAAAUCACUGUACGCUGCUUAUGGCGCUGCUGAGAACCUCCCCACUACAGAAGACAUUGAUAGUGCAGACGAAACACAGCUUCGAAAGAUAGCCAAAGACUUGUUAGCUGUUGCGCAGGAAGCGCGUAUGUCUGCGCUGCAUUUCAAAUUACAAAACAGUCUUCUAUCAUUUACAAGCAACGAAGCAAUCAAGCGAGCCGAAGUUGAGCAGCAGCUUGCUCGCAGAGAAGUUGAAAUUCUGCAGAGCUCAGAGUAUCAGAACCGCCGCGCCAUUUCACAUUCACAAACACCUCAAAUUUGCCCCAGUCCAAAGACAGAGGCCUCUCUAAAGCGGAUUUCUGAACUCGAGAGCACUAAUGCUAGAUUGGAAGAGAGAUUGUCCAAUGCGAAGAAGUUGAUUCAGGAGAAGAUUGAUGAAGGAAAUAACAAAAAUGAGUCUCUAUUGGAUGAAAAUCGUCUGCUCAAGAAGCGUAUCAGAGACAACCGCGAGCAUCUGACAAUGUUCCUCGACGCUGGCUCUUUGUCACCAAAUUCUCGUGCCGAGUUCAGUACUCCUCACAGAAAGUCUCAACCUCGUCUAUUUGACAGCGCACGCACACACACUAGCAGUCGCGGCGGCAGUCAUGACGCCUUCGCUACUCUCUUGGCUGCUGAUCGUGUAUUACAUGGUAACUCUACGAAUGUUUCUCCAAACAGAAAUCGACAGCAUAGGAAUGGUCAUAUGGGAGGAGCUCAUGUCAGAGGAGCUCACUCCAUGUCUUCAAUACCAGUCACCCCUCAACACCAUGCGCAUGUCCAUGAACCUCGAUACAUUACGCCCGGCAGCAGACCACAUGAAUUGGUCAGAAAAGAUAAUUUUGAUCCAGAGGACAACCGUCAUGACCGGGACAGCACUAUUUCGGUUUCUGAUGCGGAGGAAGCUAUCACUGACGAAGACAUUCCAGCAUCCCAAGCUAGUUCUCGCGCGACUGAUAUGCUCCGUCGUCUACCAGAGCUUAGUCAAGAGUCUUCACAGCAACAGUCCGCUCGCAGCAAUAUUGGCAAAUCAAGCACUUUGCUCCAGACAAAGCUAUUUGGCCAUGUGAAAAAGGCUGGCGUUGACCGACCUGGCCCUGGUCAGAAACGCAAAGGGUCUUUUGUCGAAGAAGGUCCCGCAUUGAAGAAGCCCAAGGAUGUUGGGUUGGGUAUCAGCAGCUGGAAGUUGUCUCCCGUCUAG